Molecule: messenger RNA, 9384 nt
Organism: Spirometra erinaceieuropaei
Lineage: Eukaryota; Metazoa; Platyhelminthes; Cestoda; Diphyllobothriidea; Diphyllobothriidae
Source: the annotation of a GenBank genome assembly
AUGCAGAAGUCGCGUAGUGUGUAUUCGAUUCAGGUUCCCUCAAAUGAAUUACUUAAUAAGCCCAUUUCAUCAUCUGUACUUCGAAAUGGCCGCCGAGCGCCAACCUCUGCGCUUAACCUGCCGGAUUCCGGAAUCGAUGUGGGUUCUUUCACAGGAAAUGUUAGCGUAAUUCUGUUUGAAUUGCCUAGAGGUACUAUAGUCUACCUCAAAAUGCAGAAAGGGUUGCCUUUCUCAUUGUGCUUAGUACACACUAUUUAUUCUAAUGUCAACUGGACUUGUUCGAAGUGUGAAAACUGCAUUUAGUAAUAAGAAAUAUGUUUUAGGAACUGCAUAUAAAUUUUGCUUUUAAGGAUAGUUCUGCCUUUUUAUCUUAGUAUCCUUUGAGUUUUCUUCAGACCAGAGUUUUACAAUAGUUCUGAUUACGCCUGUAAUCUAAAGAAAUAGUCCGAGUCCUACUAUUUACAAGGUAAAGUUACUAUCUAAGUUAACUGUUGUAGCUGACUCACCGAAUUUAGUGUUAUAAAAUCAGUUCGGUCUAAUGAACGUGGAAAUGUAAACCGCUUAUAAGUAAUUUUUUUAAGCGCGAAAGUUUCCUCCGGGGUAAUCUGUUUAGAAUGAUUUCGAAAACCAUGUAAUUCUGAGUAUCCCCUGUUGAAUACCAGGCUAGGCGUUCUCCGUCCUUGCUAUGCACGACAACUGUCAAACAACUACAAUAUCUGGGCAUUUACCUCGAAGUCAUUCAUUUUCAGAAGGCAUAGUCUUUGCAGACAAUGAUCUCGGGUCUCCCAGUCGGUUUACCAAAAAUAAAAACUUGUCGUGGCUUUAAAUUAGAGUAGAUGUGUCAAGUCAUAAAAUGUCAACCGGAAUUCUGAAAUGCGUUUUAGAAUCAAAAAAUCACACAGGAAGGGUUGUUAUAUUUGUCAUCGUGCGGCAUAGUCUCAAAAUUUUGAGGCUAUUGGACUAUUAAUAGUCAAACUGCUUCUGGAUGCCAGCUUUUGAACGAAUUUUUUCCCAGCCGCCCGCAUAAGCUAAACUGUCAAAAAUUACUACUCAAGUGGUAUGAAUUGUCCUCAUUUGUUUUCCAUACCCUUAUAAAUUAAAGUAUAUUUCAUAUUAAACGCAAAUAAAAAAUAUUCAUUUGCUACUCAUUUGGUAAAAAAUAACGUCUUUUCUAAAUGUUGUACUCUAAGGAAUUGUAUGAUUUUCUUUUAAAAACGCGUCCAAUUCCUGAUUAAUUUUCAACCUGAACUGCCAUUACACUUGCCUUUAGGGCACCCAAGCUACGAGCUUUGUGUUUGCUGUGUAUGGUAAAGCAUAUAUUUCUGUACUAUAGUAAGAGAAGAUCAUAGGGGGUCCGUACAAUUUAGAAGUGGAUCUGAACCACAUUAUAAACUUUACAAACAGCACUAGUAUAUGCAGACACACGAUGCUUUUCGAACGGGCAUUUUACGGUCUUAAGAAAUUUCAUAAUAAGAAACUUUUUUAGAACGAAACUAUAUCCUUACUUCAAGUAUGAAAUUUGGAGAAAACGUAGUUUCCUACCAAAUAGUAAAAGAAUGAAUAUUAUUAUACACGUUUUCUAUGAGAAAUAUUUCAAUUUACAAGGGAAUCAAAAAUUAUUCUGAAAAAGUCAUACUACUUAAGUAAUUACUUUUUAUAGAAUUUUGAUCUCGCGAGCGGUCAAAAAGACGUUCGUUCAAAAGCUGACAUCCAGAAGCAGUUGAGCUAUUAGGGAUUAUGCUGCACGAUGACUAAUAUGACAACUCUACUUAAGUAAUUUUUUUGAGUCGAGAACGCAUUUCAGAUUUCGGUUAAUAUUUCAUGAAUUACCACUUUUACUUAAGAAGUUAUGGCCUGUGUCAGUAUGUCGUUAGGAAAUCGAAAAAGUUUGCCGGCAUAUUUUUUUCUUAAGAAUACUUUGCUGCAAUGAUAUGCAGUUGAAUCUCAAUGACCGGCUUUCAUUCACGUAAUCAGAAAUUAACAUGACAAAUGUUCCUCUUUGAAGCAUUUUGUCCCCGGUACGAAGCUGAAGUAGGCAAGAACGGCAGGAUUUAUUGGUACGAAAACAUUUUGCGACUGCCGUUCUUGCCUACUUCAAAUGUUCCUCUGGCACAUGUGUAACCAGCAGAUAAUAAAUUCCCUGUGUAAUUGACAAAGGAAUUAAAACCUAUGUUAAUUUUGAAAAUUCGUGUUCUCAUUCAGUCUUUAGCAUAAAGAACCUAAAGGCAAUCAAACAAGAACGCUGAAGUUUAGAUGUCACUAUCAUUGUUUCGUCCUGCUUUAUUUUUCACUAAUGACUGUUGGAAUAAAAGUAGGCCUUAAAAACUAACAUUCUAUACGUCAGACACAUAACGCCGAAUUUGUUUGAGCAUAUUCUGAAUAGUUGUGACCAGUAAUGUGGAAUGAAGGUUUUUCCUGUAACGCUACUACAACACUUGGCAAAACAAAGCUACAUCGUUCAACAAAACUGGUUUUUUUCUAUUUCUUUGACUCUGUUUACAUUGUGGCGACUGGCGUACUGUAACCGAUCGAUUACAUUUCAAACACGCGAGAGCUUUUAACGUCGAUUUCUGUUUGCAAGUUAAUAUCCGUUCACUGAAGGGCAAAAGUGAGCUCAAGGAAUACUCUUUGACAUCUUGAUAUUCAAACUUACUACACUACCUGACGGUACUUAUCUUUUUGUCCCCUGGUACGUUUUCAUCAAUAAAAUAUCUUUAAAAGUAGUAUUCCCAACGCGUGCAAAUAAUGGACUUUGAUUUCGGCUAGCAAAUACAGUCCAUAUUGUCCAAACUAUCAGAGUACAAAAAUGAAGUGACAAGCUUGCUUCUUGAAAGAUACUGAUUUUAAAAGAAUAAUUUGUUAGCAGAAACAAAUAUCUAGUCAUAUAUUUUCGAGCAAAAUUACAUAGCACACAGCCUACCUUAUGGAACUGUGCAAGAACAGCCAACUGUCAAUCGGGCUAGACAAAUCAUUCGAAGAUGGACUAGAUUAAUCGGUAAUGCAUAUCCACUAGAGCAUGUCAUCUUACUGGAAUUAGUCGUUCCUGCUUCCCUUUACUUGACUUCCUGCCUGCAGUAUCUACUAGUGCAUGUGUUAACCUGCUGCAUGGACUUAAAAAAUUCGUGCUUGGUAGCUGCCCACAAUGCCAACGCACUUUUAGGCAAUCUUGAACUUGUUUUCUGUGUGAGUGAGACUUCUUGGCAAAACGUUCUUUUUUACUCCUGGUUGAUACUCUUGUUUUCGGAUAGUGCAUUAUACCCAUUCUUGCCCCGUUGCAUUUUCACAAAUUCAUUACGUGGUUUUUUGUAAACUGCGUUUUGACCUAAGAACUGUUAUUUUGGAACACUUCUGUCUACACUAAAAAUAACCCAUCCUCGUGAAAUUUCAAUUCAAAGACGUUAAAUAUUAAUUGUGCACAAGUCGCAAUUCCAACUGCAGUCGCACAACGUACGCAAUAACAACGGAGCUGGAUGUUUGCACGGAAGUCUAUAAUAUAUAUGUAUACAUACAUAUAUUGUAUAUACAACAUUCGUAAGUUGUACGAAAACCAUUGACCAAGAUUAAUGGCCAGGAGGAGGGAUAUUCGCACACACCUCUUGUGUCUAGUUCACUUACUUAAAUGUUUCAUUAGAAGUCAAUAAUCAAUUUCUCAGACGGCUAGGCUGCUUGUUUUUAAUACCUGAAAAAUAUAUAUAUAUUCUGCAGUAUUCUUCUGAGUGGCAUAGUUUUUUUGCAGAUUAUCCUCUAACUAUCAUUAAGAUUUCAAAGUUUACAGUUCUGCCUUAGGAUGAGGUUCCGUGGAUAAAGGGGCGCACAGCAUAGACAGAUUUCCUACACCGAACGACUUAACUGAGCCAAAAUUUUUAUACGUGGGAGGCUGAUUAAAGGUGAUUACAUGUUAGGAUCGUACCAGUGCUUUUUAUACAAAAUAGUGCACAAUUGUAGGCUUAUAUUGAGCAGCAAAAUGGCCGUACGACUGGAGAGCCAAUGCAAAUUUUGUCGGAUUGCUCCACGCUGCUGUAACCAGCAAAGGUCAUUCGAUAGUUUCACUUAAAUAGGAGACAGAACUUGUUGCGCCCCAUCAGGUGAGAUAACCCGAAGUACUAACCAUACGUCGAGCUGUGAUAAGGUACUUAUCUAAAUAUCCUUGAAGUAAACUGGUCGUAAUCUAUUUAUCUCAAAGCACAAACAUUAUUGUGAGUUGUAGUAUCUUUUAGUGAUGAAGUAAGACACUUAACCGGUAUGCAUAGAAAAACCUCUCCCGCACGUUUUAAAAAUCAUAGAAUUUGCCCAGGAUUUGCUAAGUGGUAAUUUUACUGAAGUACAUCAUUGGUAAUUCAUCGGCAUUCAUGCAUCCGGUAAGCAAAAUUUACCGGCAGCGGUUUUUGGCAGGAAUUCAGAUUAUAUUUUUUAACGUGUUACGAUAAGAAAAUAGAUACAUGCCUGUUCAUGCUUUACUGCGUGUCCUCUCCUAGAACCCUUAGUUCCUCCUCUUUCCUGAUAUCGCAUUCAGCAAAAUCCCAAAUGUUAAUUUUUCUAAUUUUUAAACUGAUUUAACUUUAGAUUAUUUCUUAAACCCGAGUUCCAAAAAGCCCACAAUUUGUUUAUAAAAUCAAAAAACUUUUUUGCUUAGAGAGAUGGACACACUGUUUUUUUAGAAAAACCAUCAUAAAUACUCACGAAUUAGGUAUUUACAUCUUCACCUUCCCCGUGAAAAUACAAAUGGGACCCUUCUUUGUCACGUAAAUGCUAAGCACUAGUGGCAGAGCGACGUAUCUAAUAUUUUGGCAUGAGUUAAUAUAGUUCUGAAUCCCAGUAGAAACUGCCGUAACCCCAUUUAUAACCAUGCACAGCUCCACCUAUAGGAGUAUAUCGUAAAAUUAUGCAUUGCCAAAUUUUAUCCGUGAUCAGGUAAAUAAAAGUUUGCUUUUAGUUGACAUUUUUCGAGUCUUUUAUGGCGUCUGGGCUCUAGCAGAUUAUCUAAGGUUCAUACUGUCCCCUAGAAUUAUUUGGGGUACUGCCUAAUUCAUUUACCGACAGGCCCUGCCGACUUCCACAGGCUAUACGCAACCCCAUAUCUGGAGGACGUGACACUUCAAAUUGAGUCCAUUUGCCGCGGAACUUUUGGGUUAAACGAACUGUAACUUUAUCCACUUACCCGCGUCUUCUGAGAUGCUAACGAGAAUUGUUAACGACACGUAGCUGUGAUUUUCACCGAUUUACCUCAACUACAGAAAGUAAUACUAAUAAUUGUGAUGUCUGCGAAUUUACGUGUGCUGCGUCCUUUCGCAAUAAUUAGCAAACAGAAGACCGACACCCUCUGUCCAAACUUUGAGAGGUGAGAAAAGAUGCAGACUUAUGAGCUUUGAAAAUGUGACGAUAAUAUUGACCUUUCAUUCUAUAUUCCGUCUUAGUCGCUGAAAAUGAAUUCAACUUCGGAGACUGCGGACCGGUUGCGAAACUCCGAGCCCUUUGAAUUUAAUCCGCAGCCAUCGCUUGCGCCGCCCAACAAGAGACCGACGUCCAUGCUGAUCUCAAACGAGCAGGGUUUCAUAGAAGGUAGUUUGCACAAAAAUGGAAAGAUAUCACCGCAUGACCAGCUGGUUUCCGACUACAUCCCCACUCGUGAAUCCCCGCGCAGGCAUGAAUUUCGCAGUCCGGCACAUUUUAUGGAUUUUGCAAAAUCCCUUAUAGAGGGUCUUAGGUGCGUACUAUUGCCUCAUUCUUAUCCGUUAUUUUUUCAAUUGCUUUAUUGAUGAACAUGUGUAAACUAUUGAUGUGACAUCAUAAUCCCCCUUUGACUCCCUCUAAAUUUAUUUAUUUCUGAGCAUAUUUAUUUUUGCAAAGUUGUCAAAGAUUAGCAACCAUAAUAAACUAAGAAAAAGAUGUAUCGUGUUUCUCACUAUUAAACCCUCGAAGUCUCCGAAACAGCAUCCUUUACACACCGCAGUCGAGCCGCCACAGCAUCGUUCCAUCGAAAUAUCCAGUGUCAUGGCUGACAGCCAAAGUGUAUAAGUAAACUUUAUACAGGAAAAAUUUAAGUGUCAUUUAUAUAGCUCUCGAUCGCAAAAUUCUAAUUUCCAGGCAAAUUAUAUGCGAUGUAACUCUUGUUUUCCCUUCAUUAAUCAAAUGGCAAUGCUUUCUAGGCUGUACAUCGAAAAGUACGAGAAGCUUAUGCCCUUUUACGCCGACACUAGUUCUCUGGUAUGUCAUCUUUUGUGAAUCCAUAAUCGGCACAUUUUGUUUCCUUUUUUCUGAUUCUACUGGUCUUGUCAGGUUCUCCGUAGGCUUUUUUACCUUUGACACAUGGACGCUAUAUUUACCUCCACUUGUUUCACUUAUGCCUAUUUAAACUUUUUAGCAUGGCCGUAUAAACGCGUUAAAGAAAAAGCUCCGAAUGGUACGUGUUUACCCUAUCAUUCCCUCAAUGCGAAGUUUUCACUGCAGCCUUUUCCUUGACCUCUUAUGCGCUUUGGAGCUCUUUUAUUUUGCCCCGCUUGUGUCAAGUAUAUACGAUGUUGUAUUUUGCUCUAUUUUUCUACAGGUGGCUGUUUCCUAAUGUGGCAGUUUUAUGCCCGUUGUCCUUAUUGUCAGUGAGUUUUUAGCACUCUGACCGCUUUAGGGCGUAUGUGGUUACCGUCCUUUAGGGGGAAAGUGGCAAGAUAGUGGCCCUCUGUCGCCGAUGACAUUGAUGUCGAGCUCUUCAUCUAACUGACUUGUUUCUCAUCACUGCUCUUACGAAUUUUGGUGCGUUCCUGUGGUUCUGUCGUCAAAAAGACAACAAUGAGGCAAAAUUAAGACUUACUGCAUCCUUCGUACUUCAUAUAUUCGAGUGGAAGCUGGGGGACCGAUUUUAAGCAUACUUGCUUACCGAGUCGUUUUUCUACCGAGGUGUGAGGAACCUUAAGGCUGACGGCCUGGACUUGUUUAGUUCAGCUAGGCGACCUUGACAUACACAUGAAAAUUUUUUUGGACUUUGUGCCAAAUGGUGGGCUGCCAAGAUAGUUGAAAAGCCAGAGUGGACAGGGUGAAAUACCGGAUGAAAUUGACGCAUGCCUCAUGCGUUUUGCGCCAAGGAUUCAUACAUUGUUUUUUGAUAAGUUUCACUACUAUCUACCGUUACUGACUGCCUGUUUUGUGAAAUUCUGGGGAGAAGAACUGUUUUCUGACUAGUUAUCAACAAAUGUGAAUAGGCCGUUUCGGAGGAACUGACAACCGUAUGUGCUAAUGGGGUGCAUGUGCGUAGGUCUAACUCAAGGCUAUGUUGUUCAUCUUGAGUAUCUCAAUUACGGGUUUUUUAUAUGUAGAGCCCGUCCUCAGUUCCCUUCCAGUGGGAUGUUUUAAUGCAGGUCCGAUGUGACCCACUCACUGUUAUUUAGAAUCCCGGCCAUGCUGUAUCUGUUUAGGCAGGUUUCUCACCAUAAAGUGGGGGGAGGUACACCGAUCUACCAUGGUUUUGACAGGGCAUCGGGGUAAAGAGAUCCAUUGGCUUGUAUUCAGUGUAUUUUUGGUCGUACCUGUCAGAUGCGUGUGUACUUGCGCAUUCAAAGUUAGGCUUUUUCACGAUUAAGUGUGAAACAAGGCUAUAUUCGAAUGGACAGUUAUCAUGAGUAGCAGUGGGAAGUCCCGAUUUAUUAAGCUGCAAUUUAUCAUGGACAGUCCAACAGCUUGUAGAGAUCCAUAUACUGUGCCGAAGGCUGAAGUGGCCUCGUCUAGCUACGGAUGUAGACGUUCAUAUGUACACUAACGUAGUAGCCACCACGUAGUUUUUAUUUGCCUUUGCAGGUUACCAAACUACUCGAGGAAUACCAAGCCAUUUUGGGUCCCGAUUACGGUAAGUAUCAUAUUUGUCCACUAAAUCGCAAUCGGUCGAACGCUUCAGAGCAUAUCUCGUGGCCCUCCAAAUCUGUCUAUAGCUCCAUAGAUGCGAAUUGCAUAUUGUCUUUUUGUGAGGCUUUGUCGUUAACGCCCUAGGUAGUUUGCUAACCAGAAUAAGCAACAAUUAACCAUAGCAUGUAGAGAAAAAACAGCACCCUACCUCGCUCACCUCUGAUCCUCAAGUUACUCUUUACAAAUGUCCUGUCUGAUCAAUCUAAUCGAGAGCGAGCGAAAUUCUAAGUUUUAACCCUAAUGUUUCACUGCCCGAUUUUCGCCCUAAUAAGGACGAUGGGGGCGUUUUAUGUUAUUGCUUUAAAUGUAGUCGACUGAAUUUGCGGUCCAGGCCUUUAUAGAUUUGUCCAUCUUAGUCUCUUCAUCUAUGAUAUGAGGGUACGGUCUUGGAUUUAAUUUCCCCUGUAUUCUCGUGGCCUGCACGCCAAGCUUUCAUAAUUACCGGGCUUAUGGAUGACUUUCAGUGUGUAAAUUACUAAAAGCGCUUGUCAGAGUAGCCUUCAUCCUUGCAUUCUAGGCGCGCCAAUAGGGGUCGUCAGAUUUGCACCAAGCGACUCAAACAAUGCAUAGUUUUGGUUUCCCACAGAUGUCAGCGUGCUGACCGGUGUCUGUGCCAAGGACAAGAUCUGCAACCAACUGGCUCUUAUAUUAACUCUGAAAAACUGCUUUGAAACUGGUAUAAAUUUCCAAACAUAAGUAGGUAGUCUAGCCUACUUCAGGAAUAUGAAAAGCACUUCCACACAGACCCCGAUUAUUUGCCUGUUUUCAUUCAGUAGUAAAUGUUUAUUCUCAAACUGAAAAUCCACGCUAUUAAUGGGAAACCUGCUGUACGCUUCAGUCGAAAUUGCGUCAUCUCGACACGUGCCCAUCUAUCAGCCCCGCAAGAAGCCGAUUAGCCGCUUUGCUUCAUUCCUCUCCCUCUUCACGGGCGGUGGACAAGGCCGCAAAUUUGGUUCACACAACUUCCUACCGGAGACCAGUAGCAGCAACUCGUCCAUAGCAAAAUGCGCGACGAAAGAUCCCCAACUGUCAGCACAGCACCCCCAAGGGGACCGUCUUCGCAAGAUAGAGGAGCAGGUGGGACGACUAUCCGGCUGCUUCCAACUCUGCGCGGACCCAGCCAUUGGCUCCACUCUCGGUCUCAGCAGCAAGACCUACCUAGUGCACAUUCGACUGCAGCCUCUGGGUAGUGAGCAGUCCUCGGGGAGAUCCCUUACUGGCGCCGUCGCCGGCCGUAGGGACAGCGUCCUCGAGUACCCUGAGGGGAGCUCACCUUCACCGACUGUCACUUCGACGGCCUUCUGUUGGUCCUUCAAAUUCUCUGCAAAUCAGACCGGAUUCUAUGCCUCCACUUCAAUCUUAAACGCCGCAGUGACCGGCUACGUGCCUCCCAACGCGACUUAUGCGCUGAGUGAGACGACACACAACCUCAGCCCAGAACCGUUUACUGCGCUUGUCGCCACAGUAAGUGCUGUGGUGUGCCUUUCCUUCUGA